Messenger RNA from Rattus rattus (black rat), 783 nucleotides. RefSeq names its product TP53 target 5 (gene Tp53tg5). The coding region runs from base 1 to 783 and encodes 260 amino acids. The transcript is spliced from 4 exons. The record is from RefSeq and is a predicted model, not a curated record. NCBI's taxonomy places the organism in Eukaryota, Metazoa, Chordata, Mammalia, Rodentia, Muridae.
AUGGGCGAGUCAGGGCUGGAGGGGAUGAGCCGGCGCCGCACCCUACAAGCCGGCAGGGAGCCAACACCUCGAGGUGCUCCAGAGAUGCCAGACGUCCAGCCAGGCAUGCAAGAUGAGAAACUACAGGACAAGAUAAACCAGCCUGUGGGCAAAGUAAUUGAGCGGAACCGACUUAAAACGGUAUUAAAAAACUUGUCCCUCUUGAAGCUAUUCAAGAGUUCGAAUAGCCGGAUCCAAGAACUCCAUAGGCUGGCCAGAAGGUGUUGGUAUUCAGUGCUCAGAGUUCCACAGAUCCUGCAAAUCUCUGCUAGGGACAAUGAUGUCUGCAAGAAAGUGAAAGAGAAGAAUGCAGAACUCCAAGAGGUUAGGGCCCUUGAGAAGAAACCAGACUAUAAGAAGGCAGAGUCCAUAAAGGAACCUAGGCAAAAGACAUCCAAGCAGUGGAAGCUCAAGCGAGGAUCUAAGGGGACACCUGCAGCAGUGACACGGAGAAAAACACAGAAAAAAUCUAAAGUCUCCAAGACGUCAAAGAGCCGAGGCUCGAGAACCAGAGCCCAGAAGAGGAAAGCAUACGUUAAGAAGCCCCGCGUCGUCUUCCUGAAGACCUACCAUCACAGCCUCCCCAUGGGGGACAUGAAGCCGCUGGAUAUAACUGACCAGUUGGUCUGGUUCGAGGGGCUCCCCACGCGCAUACACAUUCCAGGACGCCGGAUCAUGUGCAGAUCGUCCGCCCUACGCUGCUUCAAGCGUUCCUGCACCCGUUUCUGUUCUGCAUCACUUUGA